AUUAUGUUUUUAUCUGUGACCUGGUUUGUGUUGAUUGGAAGGUUGGAGGGACGCGGGACGCAGAAGGCUAUGUGAUAAGCUGUUGGACUUGAAAUUUCGAUUUUCGAAUUCAAAUUUGAAGUUCAAUUACUGUGCUUUUGAGUGAAAUUUUCAAAUUAUUUAACUAAAUCCAAGUACAUUUAAUGGUGUACUUUCUGCUAAUUUAUUCUGAGAUAGUGAAACCUAUGUGUUAGAAGUUCUUGCUUCAGAUUUUCAUUCUACGACCCCACGUAUCUUUGAAAUGAUUCAGAAUGAAAAUCAUUUACGAGGGAUUACUCAGUUUGUAUUCAUUCUUAAAUAUAAUAAUCCUGUCCGUUUUUCUCAUCAUAACUUCAAAAAUUGUAUUUUCCGCUUAUCCAAUAUGGCUAAUAUGCAUUGUAUCAAUCCUUUUCGCUUACCUUCUUGUCAACGUAGUGUAUUGCAUUUCUGGCCGGAAAGGUUAUUUAUCGGUGUCAAUAAGAGCUAGUUUUCUUGGAGCUGUGUUCUCUACCGGAUUAUGUGUUAGCUAUUUGGGUGAUAGAAAUUUGAGCAUUUUUGGAUGGUACAUGUGCGUGCUUUCCUUUUUCCAUUAUUCGGAAUACUUGGCCAUUGCAGUUACCAAUCCAAAGACUCUAACCACCGAUGCAUUCAUGUUAAACCACAGUCUUGCGUAUAAAACAGCAGCAUGCGUAAGCUGGUUGGAAUUCUUCUUGGAAUAUUAUUUUUAUCGAGAUCUAAAAGAUCAUUAUUACAUCAGUAUAAUCGGUUUGCUGCUGUGUAUUUGCGGAGAAAUCGUACGCAAAUUAUCUAUGAUUACCGCCAGUACGAAUUUCAAUCACAUAGUACAAACAGUCAAACAUCGUGAUCAUAUCUUGAUCACUCAUGGAAUUUAUGGUCUUUGCCGACAUCCCAGCUACGUAGGAUGGUUUUAUUGGUCCAUUGGCACUCAAAUAGUUCUAGUCAAUCCCAUUUGUAUCGUCGUUUAUGCUGUUGCGAGCUGGACAUUUUUCAAUGGUAGGAUCAUUGUUGAAGAAGAAUCAUUGAUCAACUUUUUUGGUGAAGAAUACAUUAAUUAUAAGUCAAAAGUUCCUUCUGGGUUACCAUUCAUCAAAGGAAUUUCCCUGGACUGAUGGUGAAUUUUUCGUUAAUUUUUUCCAAGCUCCUCUCGAACGCAGAUUUUAAAAUCAAAAUGAUGAUUGUUUUUAUUGGCACAAAAAUCUGAAUUGUGUUGUGUGUAUUAUCUUCAUUAAUGUCAGAUCAUAUGUUGUAAUUUGACAUUACUUUCUAAGCCGUUCGUUUAAAUAUCACUUGUGACUUGAGUUUAACUCGAGUGUUAGGAAAAAGAAAUGCUAUGUUUAUGAAAUAUGAUUUUGACGCUGAUUAUUUUUUUUGAAAGGGAGGAAUACCCCUUAAAUAUUAAGAUUCUUCAUCAUAUACUUCUUUCUCAUUGAUGAAAUUUAGUGUUACCUAUAUUGUUUUUUUAGUAUACUAAUUACUUUUGUUUUUAAUACCUCCAAACUCAAACGUUAAGAAACUAUUAAUGUAAGAAUGUGAUGAUUUUAUUUGUAUUUUUUCUUUUAAUUUACUGUACAUUCGUGUUUUUAAUUUCUAUCCUCGAAAUAAUACUUUCGUGUACUCUCAACAAUUUUGAACAUUUUUCAUUGACUGAGUAAUUUAAAAUGAAUAAUACGUACUUAUGUAAAUAACGAAUCAAUUAAUAAACGGUGUAACUGGU
Molecule: messenger RNA, 1753 nt
Organism: Planococcus citri (citrus mealybug)
Lineage: Eukaryota; Metazoa; Arthropoda; Insecta; Hemiptera; Pseudococcidae
Gene: ste14
Product: isoprenylcysteine carboxylmethyltransferase ste14
Exons: 5
Coding region: 291-1148 (285 amino acids)
Biological process (GO): C-terminal protein methylation
Cellular component (GO): endoplasmic reticulum; membrane
Molecular function (GO): protein C-terminal S-isoprenylcysteine carboxyl O-methyltransferase activity
Source: RefSeq, a predicted model, not a curated record